This is a messenger RNA of Rhagoletis zephyria (snowberry fruit fly), 1035 nucleotides long. RefSeq lists its product as uncharacterized. Gene Ontology annotation, molecular function: nucleic acid binding. NCBI's taxonomy places the organism in Eukaryota, Metazoa, Arthropoda, Insecta, Diptera, Tephritidae. The record is from RefSeq and is a predicted model, not a curated record.
GAAGCAAAGCUGAAUAUGCAAAUACAACCUAUGCUGAUGCUCCGUUUGGGUUUAACAAAAAAAUGCAAGGUAUCCUCAAUGAUUCCCUCAGACGGUGUCUUGGUCUUCCACCGAGUUCACCAAUCCAUGUUAGAUAUGCGCUGGCGGGCGAGCUUCCCCCUUUGAGGAGGGCAGAAUGGCUGGCGGCGAAAGAAUUAGGCAAACAAUGGUUGAACAAUGAAAAUAUUAGAGCGGGAUUGUCAGUGGGUGGUUUAGGUAAAUGUAGCUAUAGCUUUAUGUACAAUAAGUACAGAUCAUUGUUUGACAAAAUAGACUAUAAUACAAAGUUUAAAAAACAUAAGUAUUUUGAGGUAGUAGGGUCGUCGUUGUGUGGUUCUAAGAGAAACUACAAUAGCGACCAGUUAAAGAGUAUGGUGUUGGCUAGGUUCAAUGAUUUAAAGAAUGAGGAUUUCUACCUAAUUGCAACCGAUGCGUCUGUGACUGAAAGAGUAACUGGUAUGGCUUUUUAUGACCCGCAAAGGAAUUCUGCAAAUUUAUUCAAAAUUAAUGAUACUUUCUCUUCUACGUAUGGAGAGCUGAUUGCAAUCUGGCAAGCAGUUCUUUUUCUGACCGCCAACAACGUAAGAAAAUGGGCUAUUAUCACUGACAGUUUGGCUUCUAUUAGACUACUAGAAAAGAGUAGGACAUCAAAUUUCAUUGUGGCGGCAAUUCACAACAGGAUUGCAAGUUCAGCUUGUGAAUGUGCUAGGGUUAUGUGGGUGCCAAGUCAUGUAGGCAUAGGUCUAAAUGAAAAAGCUGAUUGUUAUGCUAAGGCUGCGGUUGGAAAUGGGUCGUUUCUAAGGGUGAAGUUAACUUUGGGGGAAGUUUUAUGCCAGAUCCGUAAACAAAUUUGGUCGGAAUGGGAAAAUGAGUUCACAGUACUAAGUACUACGAAGGGGAGAUUUUUUGCUGACAACAUUGAUGACAUUAAAAAGCCACCGUGGUUUAGGGAUAAAAAAUGUGAUUUAAAUGUUUAUGAUAUCAAAUUGAUAAAUC